CGUGCGUGUGAGUGUGUGUGUCGAUUUGUGUUGGUGGUGGUUGCAAUAGAUUUUUGUUUGUGCGUAAAAAAAGGAAAGCGUAAAUUGCUGGAUUAAAAAACCCGCAAACAUAUAGUCGGAGGGUUUUCCAAACUGCCAAAGAACACAAGCAACAAUACCAAUAAGAAGAGCAGCAACAGCAAUGGACAUCAUGGACAUCCAGGCCGUCGAGUCCAAGCUGAGUGACGUCACGGUGACACCGAUACCCCGCUCGCAAGUGCAAAACUUCUACAACUACCAACAGCAGCGGGAACAGCGCGAACAACAGCCCCAGAUCCAGAUAUCGGCCAUUCAUCAUUCUCGUGGCUCCAGUUCUGGCUCCGGCGGGGCAUCGGCCACAGACUAUUCCAGUGGUAAGCGUGAUCGCUCCAGUGGCGGCGGCGGCGGCGGCGGUGGCGGUACCGACUACAGCAAGCAGAGUUCGGUGGCCGCGGCCAAUGCAGCUGCGGCUGCCGCUGUCGCCGCACUGCAAUACAGCCCGCAAUUCCUGCAAGCCCAGCUGGCCCUGCUCCAGCAACAGUCCAACACUACAGCCACACCGGCGGCUGCCGCUGCAGCUGCCCUAUCGCUGGCCAAUAUCGCCGCCGCCACAAACGGAGCCCGCAACUCGAGCGCCGGUCUCGGCUCGUCAUCCAGCUCGAACAACAGCAACAACAUGGGCCUUAACCUGAGCUCAUCCCAGUUGAAGUACCCGCCACCGUCCACAUCGCCGGUGGUGGUCACCACCCAGACGUCGGCCAACAUAACCACGCCGCUCACCUCCACGGCCAGCUUGCCGGCCCUGGGACCCGGCAACGGUCUGACCAAAUACGCCCAGUUGCUGGCCGUUAUCGAGGAGAUGGGCCGCGACAUUCGGCCCACAUAUACAGGCUCGCGCAGCUCCACCGAGCGGCUGAAGCGCGGCAUUGUCCAUGCCCGCAUCCUGGUGCGUGAGUGCCUCAUGGAGACGGAGCGUGCGGCGCGACAAUGAGAGGAGGAGUCUCUGGUGCCGCAGCUGGCGUCGCCGGAUUAGGUUAAAUCCCCCGUCCCAAUCCACAUCCCAACCCAUCUCACUUUGGAUGGAAAGAAAUCGGGAGUAGUUCCUCAGAAGAAUAUUUGAAAAAAAAAAGACAUCAUCGGCCCAGAAGGCUCUCUCUUU
Molecule: messenger RNA, 1177 nt
Organism: Drosophila bipectinata
Lineage: Eukaryota; Metazoa; Arthropoda; Insecta; Diptera; Drosophilidae
Gene: CDK2AP1
Product: CDK2-associated protein 1
Cellular component (GO): nucleus; cytoplasm
Source: RefSeq, a predicted model, not a curated record